AUGUCAUUACCGUCAGGAGCGCCUCAUAAACUGAAUUUUGACAACCACAGAGGAGGUGACAAGGAUUCCGAAGGAUUAAUAGAGUCUGCUGCUGCAGUAAAGAACAAGAAGAAGAAGGAGAAGGAUAGAGCCAAAAAGGCAGCAUCUACUGCAGUAGAGGAAAAACAAGAAGAGAUGAACAAAGAAAAGACUAUAGCAUCAGAUAAGAAAGUUCCCAAGCAUGUUCUGGCAAUCCGCGAGAAACUUGCAAAAAUUAAGGAAGCUGAAGAAAGGAUGAAAAGGGAGGAAGAGGAGAAGUUAAAGAAGGAAGAAGAAGAGCGCUGUAGGCUGAAAGAACUGGAAAGGAUUGCAGAAGAAGAGAAACGCUUGAAGAAGGAAAGGAAGAAAGAGAAGCUCUUGAAGAGAAAAAUGGAGGGGCUUCCGUUAACACGAAAGCAGAAGGAAGAAGCUCGAAGAAUGGAAUCUAUGAGAAAUCAGAUUUUUGCAAAUGCUGCGGGCAUGCCACCACCUAGUGAGGCAUCUGCAAAACGGCCCAUAUAUCAUACUAGAAGGUUGCCAUCAUCUUCUCGAGUUAAGAGUGAAACUCUUGUAGAGGAUGAUAAAACCGGUGAAUUUAAAGAACAGGAAACCUCGUCUGAGGUGUAUCCAAUCCUGGCAGAAACGGUGGAGCAAGUGGUGGUGUUGGAUGCAGGGAAGGCCCAUGAAGUUGAUAUUGGGGAGAAUAAUCCUUGUUGUGAUGAAGAAGGUAGUGAUGAUGAUGAAUGGGAUUCCAAAAGUUUGGAUGAAGCUGAUCUUUUGCUACCUAGCACAUUUGCUGGUGAAGAAGUCGAUUCUUUGCCUGAAACUUUGGUUCAAAAGGAUGUAUAUGGUGCAAAGGAUCCCCUUAUGGCAACAAAACCUGGUGAUGUAGUAAACCAAUGCAAAACACAAGAGAAUAUACAUAGACAGGAAUCCCCAGAAGAACCUGAAACAUCACACUCCCAGGUUGAAAAGAAUUUGCGCUCACCUAUUUGCUGCAUUAUGGGUCAUGUUGAUUCUGGCAAAACCAAAUUACUUGAUUGCGUUCGAGGCACUAAUGUUCAGGAAGGUGAAGCUGGGGGUAUUACCCAACAAAUUGGCGCAACGUAUUUCCCUGCAGAUAAUAUACGUGACAGAACCAGGGAACUGAAAUCUGAUGCAAAGCUGAAUGUUCCCGGCUUACUGGUGAUUGACACUCCUGGACAUGAGUCCUUCGCCAAUUUGCGAUCUCGAGGCUCCAGUUUGUGCGAUAUAGCAAUUCUUGUUGUGGAUAUUAUGGAAGGUUUAAAAGCACAAACAAUUGAAUCACUGAAUUUAUUGAAGAUGAGGAACACCAAAUUUAUUGUUGCCUUGAACAAGGUCGACAGACUAUAUAGAUGGAAAAGAUGCCAAAAUGCCCCAAUUGCGAAGGCAAUGAAUAAACAGUCUAAAGAUGUUAAAGAUGAAUUUAAUUGGCGUCUCUCCCAGGUUAUCACGCAGUUUAAGGAGCAAGGAAUAAACACUGAGCUUUAUCAUAGAAACAGAGACAUGCAGGAAACUUUCAGCAUCGUGCCUACUAGUGCAAUCAGUGGCGAAGGGAUCCCAGAUUUAUUGCUAUUACUGGUGCAGUGGAGUCAGAAAACAAUGGUGGAAAAACUCACUUAUCGUAACACAGUACAGUGUACUGUUUUGGAGGUCAAGGUUGUUGAAGGGCAUGGGACAACUAUUGAUGUUGUCUUAGUUAACGGGGUACUCCAUGAAGGGGAUCAAAUUGUUGUAUGCAGCAUACAGGGUCCCAUUGUUACCUGUAUAAGAGCCCUGCUAACGCCUCAUCCAAUGAAAGAACUUCGAGUAAAGGGUACUUACUUGCAUCACAAAGAAGUCAAAGCUGCUCAGGGUAUUAAGAUUACUGCGCAGGGUCUUGAGCACACUAUCGCUGGAACUGAGUUAUAUGUUGUUGGUCCGAAUGAUGACUUGCAAUAUAUUAAAGAUGCUGCAAUGGAGGAUACGAGGUCAGUGAUGAACAAAAUCCAAACAACCGAAAAGGGUGUCUAUGUUCAAGCAUCUACACUUGGUUCAUUGGAAGCCCUACUUGAGUGCUUAAAUACUUCUGUAGUGAAAAUACCUGUAAGUGGUAUAGGCCUUGGCCCUGUGUACAAGAAAGAUGUAAUCAAAGCAAGUGCCAUGCUUGAGAAGAAGAAAGAGUAUGCUGCGAUCUUGGCUUUUGAUGUUAGGGUCACUUCGGAAGCUCGUGAACUUGCUGGUGAACUUGGUGUCACCAUAUUCUGUGCAGAUAUUAUUUAUCACUUAUUUGAUCAGUUCAAGGCCUAUAUCAAUGAUUUCAAGGAGAGGAAGAAGAAGGAAACUGUAGAAGAUGUUGUAUUCCCUUGUGUUCUCAAGAUCAUGCCUAACUGUGUUUUCCACAAGAAAGAUCCGAUAGUUUUGGGUGUGGCUGUUCUUGAAGGCAUUGCAAAGAUUGGAACCCCAUUAUGUAUCCGUCAGAAGGACUUCAGUGAUGUUGGUCGCAUUGCAUCCAUUCAAAUCAGCGGAAACCCAGUUGAUCAUGCCAGUCAAGGCCAAGAGGUUUCCAUCAAGAUAGUUGGUGAUAACCAUGGGCAAUGCAAGGAGUUUGGUAGGGACUUUGGGCUUGAAGAUAAGCUUGUCAGUCAUAUCACAAGGAAGUCGAUCGAUGUACUCGAAUCCCUCUAUGAGGAGGAUAUGUCUGCUGAGCUUUGGAAUUUGGUCGAGAAGCUGAAAAGAUAUUUCAAGAUAUGA
This is a messenger RNA of Oldenlandia corymbosa var. corymbosa, 2772 nucleotides long. The record is from the annotation of a GenBank genome assembly. Lineage: Eukaryota; Viridiplantae; Streptophyta; Magnoliopsida; Gentianales; Rubiaceae.